Molecule: messenger RNA, 8830 nt
Organism: Spirodela intermedia
Lineage: Eukaryota; Viridiplantae; Streptophyta; Magnoliopsida; Alismatales; Araceae
Source: the annotation of a GenBank genome assembly
AUGGCCACCACACUCGGAGGCUCCCCCACGAGGCUCUCCUUCUCCUCUUCCAGUGUUCUCCACACCCUCUCUCACAAGAUUCCCUUCCCUGUUGUCCUCCUCCAGCGACCCUUUUCCUCGCCAGCCUCCUCGGUUUCGAGGGCGAUCAGACUCCCCAAUAGUCGUUUGUCUGGAGAUCCUGGACUGCGUAGGAGCUUCUUCGUCCGGUCUGGUCUCCAGAGUGGGCCAGAGGAGACCGCUUCCCAGACUUACGACUUCGACCUCUUCACAAUUGGUGCCGGAAGCGGAGGGGUCCGGGCAUCGCGUUUUGCUGCGAAUUAUGGCGCCUCAGUUGCCGUCUGCGAACUUCCUUUCUCUACAAUCUCUUCUGAGACUGCCGGAGGCGUAGGAGGAACGUAUGCCAUUAUACUCUCAUCUCAUUUUUCUUUGAAUUGGCCAUGUAUGUAUUCUCUAAAUUUUUUACGAGAACCCAGGCCUCCCGAUUUUUUAGGCAGUUCGGUUUCUUAUUUACUAUAAUUAAAAGACAAGUUGCAGAGUAAUGGCAUGAAACGUAAUGUUCGACCUAGUUGACUGCAGGUUUAGUGAAUAGUGCUUUGGUGAUGUAGAUUAUCAUAAUCUUCUUUGUUAGUAAUUUUCUGACCUGCAUGACGGUCGGUUACUUUGUGCUCCAUGUUUCCAGUUGAUAUAUCCUUUGUAAUAAGAAGUGCACAUUAUUUUGCUCUACUUGACGACAUAUGGUAAGGAGCGAACGAACGAAGUUUAGUCCGGAAACUUUUCCAAAACUUAAAAAAUACUUAUGCCCUCCUUCCCUUUGACCACAAGAACCUAGAUUCUCUAUUCUAAGCUCUGGUCAAACUCAUGCAGGUAUUUUGUGGGAUAUUGUCACCAUUCGUAUCCCAGUCAGUCAUUUAGUCAUCCUGAAUAUCAGUUCCAUGACCUCUGAUUUGGAGUAAUUGAUUUCUGGAUGUGUCAUAAUCCCGAUGACUAUUAGGUUUUUUAACUUGGUAAAUAUUUUCUCAUCAUCUUCAUUAAGGUCUCGUGCAGAUGGGUGUCUCGAUCUACUUCCAAUAAAGGAGGAAGUACAUAACAUAAAAUGUGUAAAUGGCCUUUUUCUGCCUUUUAGAGUUUGUCCUUUGUUGUCACUUCUAAUAUGGUAAUAGUUCUCCUGCUAUAUCUAUCAGUGAUAUGGAUCAGUUAUUUCGGGAAAUCAAUCGUCAUGCCCCGUAGUCAGAACUUCUCAUCAACCUUUUGUACUUAAAUAGAUCAAGAAUUCGAGUUCCUGAUUCUCCUAAUAUGUCACUAAUAAAUAUAACGAAAUAUAUUGAUCGACUGCAAAUCUACCUUGUCCUCAUUUAUGACUAGUAUGAAUUACUGGAAGAGACAAUCCAACAUCAUUAAAAGGACCCUAUCUAGCUAGUGAUAAAUAAAUAAAUAAACUUACUAAAAGGCUCCCCUUAUUUCUGCAAUUGGUGUCCAUCUAAAGAGAAUAGUAUGCAGAUGUAUAUUGUAUAUCAAAUGCAUCUUGAACUCCAUUUCCAUGUACCCUUGGUAACAGGCUGAUAGAAUCCGAAAAAUAAAGACUCUCAAGGAAGGAUGAAGCAAGGGGAUGCUUGAAAUUAAACCAAUACUUUAUUCAAAGAAUGAAUAUCCAAACAAUUCAAGGACAAUUAGAGAAAUACAAGUUUUGAAAUAAUGGUUAAUCUUUGAUGUCUAAUUUUUGCAGAUCGGAUGCUUGAGGUGUUGAAUUUGCAUGAUUCAUCCGUUAGGUAAAUAUCAUAGACGGUUAGCUGGGGGGAGAGAGAGACAUAACAGGCCUUUUGCAGUUUUUAUCUUGCAAUCUUUCUUUGAGGAGCAUCAACUUAAGCUUUUUUAGAUGUGGGAAGUUGUGAUAUUUUGCUGACUGUUAUCAUGACUUUUUUUUUUACAUACAAAAGUAGCAUGCUCUGAGGAAACUCAUGAUACAUGGCCUGAAAAAAUGUCUGAUUAGUGACAAUAAUUUCUGAACCUCACAUCCUCAUUUAUAUUACGAUUGUAACAGUGUGCAGGGAAAGCUCUGGGGGUUUUACAUGAAAUUUCAUUGGAUGGUAGAUGAUGAAGCUUUUGUUUGUGUUUUGAAAAUUUUCUAGAGAUAUCGGUUUAAGGGGAAUUAAUUUACUGCUCAGUUUUUUCACUAUUGAAGGUUAUGUGUUAUAUGUUAUUUGGCUGCUCCUUGGAAUUAGUGCAUUGUGCCUGCUAUAGUCCUUGGUUAUGUUCAGCAAACACAGUUAGCCUCACUUACCAUUGUAUAUGAUGUUUGCAUACUUGUUCGUUUUGCUGUUUUAACUUCCCCGAUUUUAGGAUAGUACAAACUUGCAAUAAUCACUUUCCUCCAGUUUCCCUAAGAACAAGCUUGCAAUACGCACACUUGCUGUGUUGAUUUCUAUCUUACAAUGAUCAUUUUUUUCAUUCUAUUAUGUAGGCGAUUCCAGGCUAUUGAUGAUUGAAUGUUCUAAUUAUUCAUAUUUUCUUUUGUUAUGUAGUUGUGUACUUCGUGGCUGUGUUCCUAAGAAAUUACUUGUGUAUUCUUCGAAGUAUUCACAUGAUUUCGAUGAGAGUCGUGGCUUUGGAUGGAACCAUGAAGCUGAGCCCAAGCAUGACUGGAGCACUCUCAUGGCAAACAAAAAUGCCGAGUUACAGCGUCUAACAGGGAUUUACAAGAACAUCCUAAAAAAUGCUAAUGUAAAAUUGAUUGAAGGCCGUGGGAAGGUGAUGUGAAAUUUUCAACAUUUGUCUAUUUUUAAUCCAUAUUUUAUUUUGUCAUUUGUUUUGAAUUUUUGUUCUUUCAGAUUGUGGACCCACAUACUAUUGAUGUAGAUGGGAAGAUUUACUCUGCUAGACAUAUUCUCAUUGCUGUUGGUGGGCGGCCCUUUAUUCUUGACAUACCUGGGAAGGAGUAUGCCAUAGACUCAGAUAUUGCUCUAGAUUUGCCAUCUAAACCUGAGAAGAUUGCCAUAGUAGGAGGUGGGUACAUUGCUGUGGAAUUUGCUGGGAUUUUUAAUGGACUAAAAAGUGAUGUUCACAUGUUCAUUCGCCAACAGAAAGUACUCAGGGGCUUUGAUGAGGAGGUGAGUCACUCCUGAUAGUUUUGGUCGGCUUUGGAGCCAGCGACAGUUUCUUAGAUCUAUUUUUCUCAAAUUUCAGGUUAGAGAUUUUGUUACUGAGCAGAUGUCUUUAAGGGGAAUCGAAUUUCACAGUGAAGAAACUCCUCAAGCGAUCUUAAAAUCUGUUGAUGGUACACUGUCUCUGAAAACAAACAAGGGCACUUUUGAUGGUUUCUCCCAUGUCAUGUUUGCCACAGGGCGAAGACCGAACACAAAGGUUUGGAUUCACUUGAUGGUUCAGGAAUUAUCUACUUAAAUAUACAGUUCAUUUUUUUAAAGGGCGAUUUGAAGGAAUGAAACUUCCCAACUUUGACUUUACUGCAGAAUUUGGGACUAGAAGAGGUUGGCGUGAAGUUGUCAAAGAAUGGUGCUAUUGUGGUACAUGAAAGAUUUUCUGGCUUAGAGUUUACAUAGAUGUAUCUAAACUCGCAUACAUAUUAAACAUUAUUCCAUUUCAGGUUGAUGAAUAUUCUCAAACAUCUGUUGAUUCCAUCUGGGCUAUUGGAGAUGUUACUGAUAGAGUGAACCUGACGCCAGUUGCCCUCAUGGAAGGAGGUGCAUUUGCAAAAACUGUUUUUAACAGUGAACCAACAAAACCAGAUUACAGGUACACAUGGAUAGUUUUUUUGGAGAUCGUUUAAGGGACGAUUACCCAUUGAAAUGGAGAAACAUUUCUCAGAAAAUUAAACCUUUUUAUGGGUCAAAUAUCUUUGACUGAUUCAGUGAUAAAUUCAACGGAUUUGGGGAAAGCUUCCUGAAUUCGGCUCAUACUUGAAAAUAGUUACUAUUUUCAGAAACUUUUCGCGGGUUUUAAUAUUAUUUGCUACAACCAUGUGGAUUGUGCUACAUAAUAUCCAAAAAUUUCUUGUUUCUGUUGCGUUUUGUCCAUUUAGUGUUGAUUUUGCAGCGUUACUUUCGUAAUUUCACUCCCUGGAUGUCUAGUUUUUGCAUAUAACCUCCAAUGAUUCCGAUUUCCGAGUUACCCUUGUAGGAAAUGCAAUUGCCUUACAACCUUUAUAAGAUCAUUAAUUGUGGUAUUUACCUUUUCUGCAAGUUGACUCCUAAGCAUAAUGAUGUUUAAUCUGAAAUUCUCUUUUCUCUUGCCAGUCUGAGUCCAAAACUAGUUUUGUAGCCAUACACUUGAUGGCUAUCAUUUCUCUCUACAUUGAAGGGAAGCUUCUGGAGCAAAAAUAAUAUUUUUUUUCUCUUACAUAGAAUAAUGUUUUUGCUUAAAUCGAAAAUGCGGUUGGAAGUGAACAAACUUGGAGUAUUUCAAUGUGUGCAAUGACACUUAAUCUGAAGUUUUGUAGGUUCUUUUACUGUUGAAUGGUAUAGAUGACGCUAUUCCAUCUCUUGCUCCCUCUCUCUUCUUCUACUCAUGGGCUUAGUAUUCAUGCAAUCAUGAAACGCAUGGAGGGGAAUCUGUCUAGUCAAUUCUGGUGUUGAAUCACACGUUAACGGACGUUGAGCUUUUAGUUUGUGCUGAGAGAGAUGAGUAUUUAGUCCGCUAUGGUUGACUUGGCUGAUUGGGGCGCAGAGCUGCAGAAGCCUGAUUUUUUACUGAGGGAAGAAACUCGAUUGCCCCAUGAAAGUGAAAUUUGAAGACAAGAAUAAUCAUACCUACUGAUUUCACAUUCAUUGGGUGGUUUUGGCCUGGACAAUACCCCUCUGGGUCUUUUGUAGUUGGAGGAAGAAUUAAAGAGGGAAAAUAGUUGACGAAUCAGAGGGAAAAGAGGAAGGAGAAAUCCAGUGGAAACAGUGGUUAUGUUGUAGAGAAGAGAAGAGCAGGCGAAAAGACAAUUUAAAAGUGCUCUUUUGCCAGAGACUGAAAUAACUUUCCUCAUUAUGUUAAUUUAGACGUUGGGAAUUGAGUUGGGCUUAACCUACGUGAUCCCAUUUAGAACUGACUGAAACCCUAAGCCACCCAGCCGUCUCUGGUUUCAGAUUGAUGUUCGAAUUAUCCUGCGUUGUUUCACUUGGCCUUUGUCAUCUUUAUCUGGUAUGAAAGUUAUUUUUUUUCUUUAUUGAAAUGAUGAAACAGCUGCCGAUUUUUUUAUGUGAAAAAAAGUACUUGUAAGCACAUAGGUUUCAUCAUUUGAGAGAUGAAAAUUUGGAACUGUGAGUCAACUGUUGUUAAUGGGGUCAUCAACCCUAUGGGUUCCAGUUCUUGUAAUUACCCAAAAACAAUGGGCAACAAAAGGGGAUUUGAUACCUUGGAUCAGCGAGCCAUCACAAGGUAUGAUGGCACUACUAUCCUCUGAAAUAGAUUUCAGUCAAACUAGUGGUGGUACUGUUGUCUUCACCGUCUAAGUUCUCAGCAUUUGCUUAAAUGGAACACAGCAUGAGACAUUGAUAUUGGGAUAAAUUCUAGAAAAUGACCAAUAGCUAAGAAAGAAAAUGAUGUCGUCAAGAUAGGUGUAAAUGUAAUGAGAAUUGUUAUGCCAUAUGAAAACUUCUCUUAUUCAGUUGACUCCAGUAGAGAGAGAUGAUAAUUUUUCUAUCAGGCAAUCUGAGAGACAAUUCACUGCUUGAGAUGAUGUAAAGCUGAUGCAGCAGAAGUUACAGGAAAUAGAAAAUCCGGCCCUGAAUCUACAAGGACAAAUUUGAAUUGAAGAAAUCAGUUUCUGAAUCCACUAAAUUUGGAAACUUCAAUCCUUGAAUCUUCAAGGACUUGUUGGGGCGACCCAUGAAUCCACAAGGGAGGCACUUGAAUCAGAGAGAGAGGAACUUCAAAGAAGGAAAACUUUUAUUAACAAAGAGUGAGGGUUACAAUGUUGGGGGCCAUUAAAUAUGCCAAAAUUCUGUUUGGACGCCCCUAAAAGGUGGAUCGCUUAUAAUAGCACUUUAAAACAGAUUCAAAGUGCUGUGAAGCAAAUUCAAAAAUGCAUAAGAGGCCGAAAAAGUUGACAGCACUAGUCUCUGAUGCAUUUCUCAUGGAUUUUAUUGUAGGCCUAAUCUGAUUAUGGCCCAUCUCAUCCUUUUCGAUCAUCCUUCAAGCUUUCAGAAUGCCUAGCCCACCAAUUUUGCUCCACCUGGGCCGAAAACUUUUUGUCCUUCUCUUUCUUGGAAGUGAUGUCCUACAUCAAGACAUCCUGUAAAGAGCCACAAGGGCACCCCUUGUUUGGCUUGGUCGUUAUUUGUGUACUGAUUAGACAACAAGAGAAGGCCUGGAUGGAGGAAUAGAGAUAAAUAAGGAUUGAUGAAAUUGGAUACCUCGAUCAUGAUUUUAGUGUAAGGAAACUGUAAGAUCUGUCCAUUGACCCCUGUUGUUGGGAUCUACUUCAUAAUUAUAAGGAUAAUGGGAAUGAUUAUUAUAGAAUUUGGCAGAUGUUCUCAACUAUAGUGACGAUGAUAUUUAACUUUUCAGCAUGUCAAUCUGUUGUGAAGUUUCCAUCAUCGUGGUAAUUUCCACACUGAAAGGUCUUCUGAUUGAGUACAAAGGUUAUGAUUCUAUUCUUCAAUGAACUUGGGAGAGAUGUCUUCCCUCCCUGAAUAGAAGAGGAAUCUUCUGCCCAUCUCUGUAUACAGCACUCUCAAUUAAUCUAUUGCUCCAAUAAAACAAUUCGUAAUUUGAUCAAUCAUGGCAAUCACUAAUCAUGCUUAGGAUGUAGGUUAUGACAUGGAUGUGGUUGUCAUCAUCAUCAAUAUGUUCAUAGAAGUCACUCUGAGUCAGAUAAAUCAUAAUCUGCUGCAUCUAGUUGAUCAUCUUCCUUGUCGAUGUCAUUACCCUCUGUAAUGCUUGUAAGGCUCUGUGAGGUCGUCUAGACUUGAAAUGACGCUUAAAAUGAUAAUGAAAACACUCAACUUUUGAAGCAUCCUGUUGCCAGCAAGAUGUUGCGACCUCUUUUCAUUUAUUAGUUGUGCUUCUUUAGAGAAUUUGUACAUAAAACUACGGAUCUAGGAGGAUGCAUGACCUUUUGAAAGGCCUCCCCUAGGCUCUCGAUCAUACGCAUCCAUGCUUCUUGUUUGAUAUCUGAUUGUGGCCUGUUGAAAAAUUCCGGGACUGCAAACCAUGUCUUUGAUAUUCAUGCCUGCCAGGUUCUCUAGGAUGUAAGGGUGCGUUCAUCCAAUUUCUCCUUGAAAUCUAUAUAUCAAGCUCAUAAAUAUUGCCUCCUGUAAGGGAACACUUUCCUGUAUGUUCCUGUCUCGAUGACCCCAGUCCUGUCCUCUGACUUGCCCAAUUGCUGAAUUAAAUUUUCUGUAGAUGUUGAGAAAAGAAUCCUUUCAUGCGGGUCUCUAUAAUUUUGGCUUGAAUUAUGUGCCAUCCUACAAUUAGUAAAAGCAGUGUUCUCGUCUAGGUUCUCAAUUAAUUCUUUAUCAUGUGCAGCCGCAAGGAUACUUGCCAAGUUGGUUAAAAGCUCCCACAGUUUGGCUACUGAAGGUUCCAUGCAAGUGUCUAUAUAAUCAACACUUUCAGAGAGAGCAAUGACAGUUACAUUGACCUCUUUUAUAAUUCCUAUGGUGAUGGGAGUCGAUAAAAAGUGUGUGAUGCGAGAAGGUGAAUUAGAUGGGAGAUUGACUUGCUGGCAGAUGGAAAAAAUAUAACGCGAAUGAAAAUUUUAGCUUUUAUUCUGAUAUUCCUGAAACAAGUAAGUAAGUUUCCUCUGUUGUGUCUUUAAGUGAAAUCUUGGAGAUUAUGUAGGCGGUAGUUUAUGCUUACUAUCAUCGUCAUAUUGAUGAUAAAAUAAAAUUGUUAAUUGAUUGUUGUGUUUCUACUUCUGACUGAAUCGUACCAAUUUUAAUUUUCUUUAUUUUCUGAAAUACUUUCUCCUCGAAGAUUUUGUGAUUAUAUUAAUGCUUUGUAUUUUUCUUAUUUUUUUCUACCUUUAAAUCGCCCCCAGUGUUCCUAUGCUUCAGUUCUUUGUCCUUCCAAUUAAGAACACUCCCUGAUUGUGUUUCGAUGUUAACAUGCAGAGCAGUUCCAUCUGCGGUAUUCUCUCAGCCCCCUAUGGGGCAAGUAGGCCUCACUGAAGAGCAGGUACUCACUUUUUCAUUAAAUAUUGAUAGAUACUUUAUGAAAUCUACACAUAUUUACUUUGAAGAUUCUUUCCAUUUCAGGCAACCGAAGAAUAUGGGGACAUCGAUGUGUUCACAGCAAACUUCCGACCCCUUAAAGCCACUCUGUCGGGUCUGCCCGAUCGGGUAUUCAUGAAGAUCAUUGCAUGUGCAAAUACGAAUAGAGUUCUUGGGGUACACAUGUGUGGAGACGAUGCACCCGAGAUUGUGCAGGUUUCUUGGAAACUUUACCCUUUUCAUCGCUUUCUCUGUUCUGUGGUGACUUCUCUGAAGGAUAAACUUUACCCAUUUCUGCCUUUUCAGGGGGUUGCAAUCGCUGUGAAGGCCGGUCUUACAAAGGCAGACUUCGACGCCACAAUUGGCAUCCAUCCGACUGCGGCCGAAGAAUUUGUCACAAUGAGGAGUCCAACUCGCAAGAUUAGGAAACCAAGCUCCCCACUUGAUGAGGUGUCUGAUAUUCCUAUACCUUGCAGAAUCUACUGACUAUUUUCAUUUCUAUGCAUUUCUGAUUGUCAUUCCUCGAGGUUUCUCCCAACAGUAUAACUUGAUUCGGCCCUAUUAAAUCGUUUUCUUAUAUUUCUAUCCUCACUUCCUUUAACUUUAAGUCCCUUCUCACCCAAUGUCUAUCGCAGGACAAGACUAGUUCUGAUGUGAAAUCAGCCGCGAAAGUUUAG